This is a messenger RNA of Anneissia japonica, 858 nucleotides long. Its product is annotated as calponin homology domain-containing protein DDB_G0272472-like. The annotation marks the transcript as partial. The record is from RefSeq and is a predicted model, not a curated record. The transcript has a single exon. Lineage: Eukaryota; Metazoa; Echinodermata; Crinoidea; Comatulida; Comatulidae.
AUGUCGCAGAAGCGUCACGAGAAAUUGACCGCGCAGGCCGAAUCCAAUAUUAGAUCGUAUCAGGAAAAGACAGCUGAUCUGACCGACCGGAUCGAAAGCGUUCACGCCAAAGAGAUAUCGUCUUUGAGCGAAACGAUAGACGAACUGAAGGGACGGUUGGACGAGGCCACCAAGGCACGAAAACCCGAGGACAACGUGCUAUUGAAGGAAGCGAACCGAUUGAGAGAAUCGGCGAAGACGACUGAAUCCCAACUGCGACGUUUGCAACAACAGCUGGAUUCCAAGAGCCAAGAGGUUGAAAUGGAGAAACGAGAGAGAAAAGAAACGGAGGCGAGGCUGGCCGCCGAAAUCGGCCGAACGCACGAGAGAUCGAACGAGGCGGUUCUUCUGGAGAAGACUCAAGACGAGCUGAGAAGCGUCGAGAAGAAACUGAGAGCGGCGAACGAGAGAGAGAUUAAGACGAAAGCAAAACUCGAUUCCAAAAUCAAGGAAAUGGACGAAUGGACGAACAGACUCGAGGAGGUGAAGAGGCAGCGCGACGAACUAGCGACUAAACACGAGAGGAUAGUCGGAGAACGUGACGAUGCGCUAGGUCGCACCGAAGAAGAGUUGGCGUCGCAGAAACUAGAGUGGAAAAAAUCCGCGUCCGAGGUUCAGUCCCUGAGGAAAGAAUUGGAAACGACGAAAAGCAAGCACAACGAAGAUGUGACGAAACUCAGACAAUCGAACGCAGCCACCGUGAAAAAGCAUCGAACCGAAACGGAUACGUUGAGAGAAGAGGCUAGAUCGUUGCACGACGAGAUUGCUUCCGCGAAAGAAAAACUGGCCGAAAGCCUCGCCGACAACGAGAAGAUAACC